GCCCGCGCCGCCCGCCCCGUUGGUGGAAGGAGGCGCCGCUCACGGCCGGGGCGGGCGCGGCGCCGCCGCCAUUGGCGGCCCGGCCGUGCCACUCAGAGCCGCCGGGGCGUGGGCGGCGGCGGCGCGGGGCCGGGGGGAGCCGCGGGGCCGGGAGCGGGGUAGGCUGCGCCCGUACUUAAGCGCGCUGCCCGAGCCGCUGACGUCUUUCGAAUUGGAGACGGGCUGCCCCCCUCCCGCCCCGGGCUCCCGCGGACACGGCCGGGGACGGAGCCAAGGUGCGAGUGUCUGCCUAGAAUGUCCAGGCAUGCAAAAAAGCUUAAAGAUCACGAUAUAAAUCCAUGUGUAGCGGAAACAGAUGCCACUACAAAAUGUAUGAGUGACAACAACUAUAACAAGGAUAUGUGUACUGAUUAUUUUUUGAAGUAUAAAAACUGCAGAAAAUUCUGGCAUGAAAUUAUGAUGCAAAGGAAGAGAAAUGGUGUGAAACCAGAGAUGCCUACAGCAGAAGAAAGAAAAAGCAUCUUGGAAUCGAUGGGGAAGCCCUACUGACUAGAAUCCUGAAUUGACUGUUAUCACUGUACAUAUGAAGACUUAGCAGCAGGAAGUUACCAUUUUAUGAACUGGAUUUUACUGUUGCCAUAUCUUGGAUUAAAAUAAGAUCUUAAACUAUGAAAUGUGUGAGCUUUCUAGGAUAGAACUUCCUGGGUUUAUUCAUACUUCCUGUCAUAGGAACCUGAACUCUUUUUAUUGGAAGAUAUGAAUAUCAAUGCAACUUGUUUAGAAACUUUUGGAAAUAGAAAGUACCUUGCUGUGAAAUACUAAAUGUAAAAUUAAUGAGACUUGCAGAAAGUCUGUUUGAAAAGAUGGGGGUUGGUGAGCAUUGCAGUGUGGUUCUAAGACUGGAGCAGGUUGAGAAGCUGGUACAUGCAACAUGUUUCUUGCACUAAGCUGUUCUGCUCAAUAGUAUGGAUUUACCAUGUGUGAUUUUAUCACUGUUUUCACAAUUGAUGUAUUCUGUGUUCCCAGUUUAAAUAAGACUGUUAAUGAACUAAAAUCCUAAAUCAAACAAGCUUGUCAUUAGGUCUGCCACUGCACUUGUCAGUGACAGCAGAAACUUGCGGUAAAUCAGAUCUGCAGGCUUUGCUAGUUAGAAGGUUAGAGAGAUUGGUCAAGAUAAAACUGAGCUCCUCAGGUCUGAGCUGAAUAGUAGUUUCUGUGGAUAGUAAAUAGAUACUUUAGUGUCGGGCAGGCAGGGGGGACUUGCAGACAUGUAAACAGAUCCUCUGAGUGACAUGGCAGGUUUAACUAUAGUACAUCUAUCUAAGACUCUGGACAGCUGAAACCUGGGGUUUGGAAAUGCUUACUCAUACAAGAUUGCAAAGCUCAGUUUAAACUGGUACUCUAAUCUUAAAUAAGCUUGAUUCUUUAGCUAAAUUGAACAACUAAUAAAUGUAAGCAAGUUGCUGUCUAGUGGAAACAGUGGUUUUUACCUUUUACCUUUGGGUGUCCUGGCUUAAAGCUUGUAUCCUGUGAUAAAGCAGAAAAAACUACUGUCAUGAGCUCAGGUUCCAUGUGAAAUCCUCUAGUUCUUACUGGGAUCAACUUGGCAGAACUCUGGCUGACCUCAUGAAGGAUGGUGUAAAAGUGUUGCCUCUCUAUUUAGACUGUUUUGGAAAGACUUCAUGGCUUUCUGUUUCUCCUGUCUGGCUUGUCUUGUUUCUUUCCACUGUAGGCCUAUUUCUAUGCUUACUGUGAUUUUUGUGCUUGAUCUGACUAGUAACUCCACAAAAUCUGCUUUGCUCCUUUCUGUUCUCCAUCUACAUCUGAGUUUUGAAGUGGAUUGAUCCUGCCCUCUCUGUUGGAAUGAGUGUGUAACUAUGCCUUUUGAGUAUACAAUUCUUCAAGCAAAGCUGUGCAGCCUUCAAGCAUGUCACAAGUUCUCUUGUCAGUUCCUGGCAAGGAAAAUGUACUUUCUUCCAUCGAGAUCAUAAGAUUCUUUAUUUCAAAUUACUUUCUCUUCACUGAAAGUGCUAACUUUGACAUUUUCCUCUUUUUGUGGAUGGUUUCUUUGGGGUGUUUUUUUGUUGUUGUUGUCUUUGGUUGUUUUUUUGUUGUUGUUAGUUUUUGUUAGUGUGUGUGUGGAGCUGAAGAUAUUUUCAUUUUAGAUUCAAGGGCUUGCUCUUUUCUGCUACAUCUUUGCCACUUUUUAAUACCCUCCUACAUACCAAUCUUUCCUCUCUUUUUUUUUUUUCCCCAUUUGGCACCAGUUCUUUUUUGACUGACUUUAACGAUUUAGUCUGUUCUCAUUGCAGUUUUUUUCUAAGUACCUUUGUUCUGUCUCUGAUCUAAUGAUGUAGUCUUGCAAUGACUUUCUAAUACAACUCCUUUUGAAGGUUGUGUGUUCUCUGCUUUCUCAUAGUGGGAGAACUUCUUGCUUUCAUUAAACCUACCCAUAAUACUUCCUCAUUAACCAUGCCUCUCUUUGAUCUUGUUUGUCUGAAGAUUUUGGGGAGCUAUUGUCCUCUUCCUUAGGGCUGUGUCUCUUCAGACUCUUCUGGCUUUGCUGCCUUGCUUGUCUAAGGGCACCUUCUCUCCUACUUGGCACAGGUUUGUCAUUUGCCACCUCUGCUGUAUCUUUGGACAUGUUCUUUGCUCCUGUGGCUUUAGCUACUAUUCUAGUGCUUGCUGUUUUUCUGUUGCUGUGUUCUUAAAUUGUGGACUUAUGUUAAAAUCUACAGUAUAUUUUAAAUAUAUGCAAGAAAAAUGUGAUCUCAUUCUUUGUUGUCAUGCCAGUUCUUCUUCCCAUAACUUCAAGGAACUUGGGCUUCUCAUUUAUCCUAGGAUUUCCUUUCAGGUUUUCUUUGCAUGUAGAAAUGCUCCUUCUCUUAGGUUAAGUGGUGCACUUACAAGUUUGGUAUUUUUUUUUGUUUUUUUUUUUUUUUUUCCCCUGACAAUAUUUACUUGGAAAGCUUCCACUAAUGUUGUUUUCUUUUAAAGGAUGACUGGCCUAUCUUUUGGCAUUGAUAGGUACCCUGUGCUGAUUUGUAAAGUAUAAAUAACUAGUACUGGUCUUCAAAAAAUCAGAAAUAGAGAUGCAUUACUGCUGUCAGGUAUCAGUGCAGGAAUGUGGGAUCACAGGAUGGGCUAAGGCACAUGUAAUACAGAGAAACAGUAGUCUGACACUAGACCUCCAAUCAUCAGUGGAUGCACAUGGCGUGUUCCCUGUGGAUGUUACAGCAAAAAUGAGUUCAGUGUAGAACUGAGGGUAAUUUAAGCAGUGACCUUGUAGACUUAAUUCAGGUAAACAGUCAUCCAUUGUAAGGAAUGCCAUUUAUUUCCAUUGAAUGUGCCUUAAUGUUAAAUAACACAAGUUUAUGAAAAAUCUUGGGAGAGCAAGCAGUUUUCUCAGUUGUAAUGUCUCUCAAGAGUGGUCUGUUACUUGAGUAUGAGUUUUUAUUAUUUUUAUCCUUUACCUGAGGUUGGUGUUCUUGCUUUCACUACUGAAGAUUGAGUGGUAAAGCAUGAUAGCUAAAAUAUAGGCUCUUACAAGUUGAGAUUUUUCCAUUAAUUUUUGUAGUGUGAUUAACUGCCUUUGGUUGUGAGCCAAAGAUAAUGGUCUUUUCCUCAUACCUGGGAGCUUACAUUCCACACUUCACUGAAACAGAGGUAAGCUUCAGCCUGUCUUUCCCUAAAGCACACUCUUGUGUGUUAACCCAAAAAGCAUAACACAGUGGGUCAAUAUAAUUAAGAAGCAGGGAAGGGACCUGUAGGCUGGGUUUUGUUUUAGGGUUUGUUUUUUUAAUACGUGUAAUUACUCAUUUUGCUUGUGAUAUAAGGACCAAAUCUGGAUAGUGGAAUUAAUGUUUGAUAAUUUUUUGUUUGACAGCUGGAUGGUGCUGUUGUACAACAGACUGAAAACAGAAGCACUCCACCCACUACUGGCUCUUUCAAGCUUUUUUGGUCUCUUCCCAUCGAGGUAGCAGAAUUCAUCCAAUAGAAAGGAAAGAUUGGUCUUGUCUCUACACUGUAAAUAAAAAAGGAAGACAGGACUCUAAAAUCACUGCUGGGAAAUAAGAGAUUUCUGUGUGGCCUGAGAAGCCUUGGAAUCUGGUCCUUUUUCAAUGUGGUUAUUUGAUCACAACUAGGCACUGAGCUAUAGGAUUUCUCCCAGGUCUAGGUGAAUAUCCUGGUUCCCAUCUGUACAUUUUUGCCAUCACAUUUUCUCUGUUACCCUACAGUGCAAGGCCUCUUCUUGCUCAGAAUUUUCUGCUAUCACAAUUGGGAUGUGUCUGUGCUCUUGAAGAUGUUCAAAGGAAGUUCACAGAAUUGCAGAGUAUGCUGAUUUGGAAGGGGCCCACAAGGAUUGUUGAGUCCAAAUUGUCUAACUCUAGAGUCGUGAAAAUUUCUUUGGAUUUAGCUGAAGCUUUUGGAAAGCAGGGUGUUGCAUCAGCUUCUGCUCUAAGUCUCUUUCAUGGUCUUGUAAUGAAAUUUUUGCACUCAAGUGAUCAAGAAUGUGUGCCUAGAUGAGCUUUUGGUAGAACUUUUUGCAGUUGAGCUGGUGUCUGUCAAAGUGGAAAACAGUUGUAACAAGGUGAUGCGUAGUGACAAAAAAUAUUAUGCUCAAGAUAGUAUAUUCAGGCAAUACCUCAUUUCUAAAAGUGCUUCACAGCUCUAAAGUUUACACUAAGAAAUAGGGGCCAUCAGCUCAAGCCUGACUUUGACAAAUCUAAAUGUUUUUAAUUGAUAAGAUUCCAAUUGUUUUGGCAAAAAAAAAGAAAAAAAUUGCGGUGUUUUUAUGGAAAUAGCUGCUGGUAAUAUUUUGUUACUCUGUCACAUGUGGAUCUCAAAUUUUUAUUUCACUGAAACGUGGAUCCCUGAGCAGUCCUUGUCUGCAGAGUUGCAUGCAGUUGUUGAAGUGAUCAGUGAAUGUGGUUGCCUAUUACAAGUAGGGUGGCAUUUUCUCCUAUUUUUAUUAAAUAGUGGAAUUGAAUGAGGUUGCUGCAUAGGAAAAGGUCAUGCUUGCUUCAAUUCAUGUUUCAAAAGGAUGGAAUGAAGGUAAUAGGACAAACCCUUAGGUAGGGGGUACACUAUGAAUUUACCAUAUCCUGCAAUAUCAGCUUUGAGUUUCUGACUCAAGUUUUUUUUUACUUUCUAGCUCUGUUUUUCCUAAUGCUGAAUGGAUUUGAAUGGAUGUUACUGAUGUUACUUUGAGUCUAGAAUUGCUGUUUACUUGUAGAGAAUGACUCUUUGGGCAAGUUCUUCCCUUGUGAUCUAUUUCCAGCUCAGCUUGCACAUUGACAGAUCAUGCACCAGCCCAAGAGAAAAAACAUUUGCUGUUCAAUAAGGGAUUAAUGCUGUUGAUGAGAUGCCUGACAUGGUAUGUUCACAUAUGUUCUUGCACAAGCCUUUAAAAGGACAUUCGACAUUCAGCAAAUCUGAACACCAGAAGGCAUCCCAGGACUCUACUUCCAGUCUCUCAGUAAUUCCUGGGGUUUCUAAUGAGUAGAAUCAUUCACUAUACUACAUUCACAUGCAUAAACCCUUUUGUGGGUAGUGAAUGUGUUAGCAUGUGCAGAGUUUUUUUUGAAAUCUGUGUUCAAUACAGAUUUCAACAUCUCUGGAUGAGAAGUUAUCUCUGUAUCACCAAGCACCACAGAAGUUGGCUAUGUUUUAUAAUUAGGUGUGAUUUCUCUAGAGAGACAUGAUUGCAGGAAAAAGAAGUUGCCUCCCUGUUGCCUCUUUUUCUCUACUGGAAGAUGUGUGUGGUAUUUGGGAUAUGCUUUUCUUCACAGUGGGUUUUGGAUUAGGAAUCAUGUGCUUUGGAUUUUAUCUAACAGGUAACCUGUCAGGUAGCUCACAGACAGUGUUGACUCCUACAGUAUUUAUCCAAAUGACCUUGAAAUUACUUAUUCAAAGAAACAAAAUGAAGGUCAUCGCCUCUCCCACCUCAACCCUUUAUUCCUAUGGCUGAAGUAGUGACAUCUAAUAUUAGUUUGCCUGGUGAUUUCUCAUAGCAUCAUGAGAGACCCUACCUAACAAAAGAGUAGUCAGCAUAUGCUGGGUAAUGUAGUAAGUAUAGAAGUGUAUAUAAAGUGGUAUAAUGGGUGGUGAAACACAGGGCUCUGAGAAAAGCCAUGAUAAGGACCUACCUUCAUAAUAAAGUAUGAAAUUGUCCUUCUGGCAGCCCUGGGAAAAUAACACCUACCCAGAAACAGCAGGACAUAACAAAGAGUUUCUGUACUACAAAUAAGGGUAAUAUAAACAAAGUUUUCCUCCUAUACAUUUCUUAAAGAAAUGUGGUAUUUAUGCAGAUCAUAUUACUGGUACCUUUCUUCCUCAGCUACUAAAAAUCCCUAAUUCCUGAGAGGGAAAAAAAAAAUAGUUUUUGGCAGUAGCUUAGUGCUUCUUAUGCAUCUGCCUUGAAAUUUGCCCUGCUUUGGAGGACAGCUACAAUUUAAUUAACCACAAGUAGAAAAAGAACUUCUAAAUUCUUCACAAAGACAAUAUUCUACCAGCUGGGCUGGAAAAAACCCAAAACACCAAAUAUGCAAGUAAUGGCAGCUAAUGGCAUUUCCAAGCAGGCCUAUUUUGUACCUAUACCAAUAGUUUAAUUGUUCAAACUUCUAGGCCUCAUUCUGCUAAAAAGACACAAAAAAAACCUCACCAAAAGAACAAGUUGAAGAAAACCCCCAAACCUGAGAGGAAACCAGCCUAAAUCUAAGUAGACAUUUGCACAUCAGUGUUCAUUGCAUGCCUGUGAUCAUGUGCAUGUUUGCCUUCUUGCAAAGCCUACAAAUAUGACUUUUCCCAUCUUUAAAACCUGUUUAAAAUAUUUUAGUAUUAUUAAGCUAAGUAUAAUUUGUGAAGAUAAUUCAAGCAAGCAAAGAGAAAAUAGAAAAAAAGAACAUUUGAGGGCAUCUGCAGACUUUAGUAUGAAAUAAAAAUAUAUUUAUUUUAUGUAAAAUUCCUCUCCUAGAGGAUUUUUUAAUUACCAAUGUAAAAUCUGGAUUUUUUUUAACAAAAUAGUGACCUAGGCCUAGAUACAUUACUCUUCUGAAUAGCUUUUAUAAGUUCAUGUGCACCUGUAGUAUUGAAGUUCCCUACUCAGUAAAUGGCCAGGAGCCUCAAUCACCAAUGAUGAUGUGUUAGAACACAGGGAUGGGGCACAGUGCAGCCUCUCCCUUAUUUUUUGUAGCCCUGUAGCAUCCCCACAGGGCUCUUGUAGUCAUGGACCCAUGCCCAGACAUUAUGAGUUUCAGACAAGCUUUUUCAGAAUGGAAAUCUGUGGCUUUUAGGCAGUGUUUCUUCCCCAUGUCUGUUGGCCCUCUAGGUAUGUUUCAGGCUAUACUCGUGGUGUGGAAAUGCCCAACCACUUGAUACAUCUUAAAUUCUGACCUUUAACUGUUCAUAUUACACUCCUCAUGUUCUUACACCUUUAUCCAAGUUCCUCAAGAAGUUGCACCACCUGCUAAAUUCAAGUAUCUCUCCUCCCAUCUGAAGAAGUUGGUGCAAAAAAAAGUAUAUGGGAAUAUUUUGCCCCUACUCAUAUUCCCUUAAAGAAACAACUUUUUUGGGCAACUCAAGCCCAGUUCUGGUCCAGUUUUCUUGUCCUGAGGUAAACCCAAAGUUUGCCUUUGAGAAGACAAGUGUGUCUACUUUAUUCACCUCUCCCCUCAAUGACAGGAAUUGUUUUCAAGCCAGGCUGCAUGGUCAGAGUGGAAGUGCAGUAGAUGCUCCUGUUCUGUGGAAACUGCAGAUCAAAGUGAUUAUUGAGACUUAUUUUGACUGUAGCCAAGCAUUCUAAAGCAUUACUCAGACUGUGAAUUUGGCUUUUCUGCACUGUAUGUUAAAGAAUAAUCAACAGUGUGCCUUUGCUAAGUUUGGUGUAUUAAUUGUUCAUUGCAGAACAUGGAAAGCAACAAAUUGUUACUAGGGUUUUUUUUGUUUGUUUGUUUGUUUGUUUGUUUGAAGUGGUGCCCAUGAUUAGUAGAUAAAACCUUAUAAGGUGAGAUAAAUUGAAGGGCUGAGCUGUCUAACAGCUCAGUAAUGUCAAAUGAGGAGACCCUGCUCCCUUUACCCCGUGCAAUUGCCUAGGGACAGCUCACUUUGGACCUUCCACCAGUUCUUACACUUGCUGGGUCCUUCACUGGACUGCUCACAUUUGCUAACCAAGCAAAUUAAAGGGAAGAGCUUCUGUGUGGGUAGUGACUGGUCUUACAUAAUUUCACACUGAAAGUGAUUGUGCCAGCGCUGGGACAGGUGUGCCUGGGGCAGCAAGCAGCAGCUACAGCUAACCAUUUGUGGUUGCUGCCCUUCUGUUCAGCUAUGGACCUUUAAGCCAAGGGACCUCCCAUGUAAGCUUGGGUUGCCACCAGCCAAAGUGACGAGUCAGGACUGAGACAGCUCACAUCCUCUAUGGCUCACCAGAGAGACCUCUAACACCAAAAGACUCCAGUUGCAUGUCAGUGGGUUCAAUUCCAAUUUCCCCAUCUAAUUGUUUAACAACAAAAGCCUGCAAAAAAAGGUCUGACUAACUAAUCAUGAGUAUUGCUUCCUGUUUGCUGAAGCUAAACCCAGAACAACGGUUUGUGUAAUGAUGAUGAACUGUUAAAUAAAAUUAAGUCUCCUUCCCUAUGGACUUCAUAAUAAAAAUUGUAAACAAUGUUUUGCAAACAAAGCUGCGGGCCUACGGGCUGUCAUUCCCAGAUGGCAUGAAUUAGUGGAGGAAGUUUUGUUGCGCUUCCCUUCCCCAGCCCUCCACCCCUCCCUGGGUUCUGCAUGUGCUAGCUUUGGACAGGAAUGACUCAGCUGCUGGUGAAUCACCUGCUGAAGUGCUGAAAGUGCUGGCUUGGAUGCAGUUCCUCAAGCAACAGUGAACUGUCAAGGCAGACUGGCAAGAGAAUAGUCUUCUGCAGCUGGGAGAAUUUUUGUGCUUCCACAUCUUGAUUUGCUGCUAUUAGGGGCUGCACAGAUACUGCUGUGGUUUCAAAAAUGCCUGUUGAGAUCUUGCUUGCUAAAAAACUUCUUUGUGCAACUGCUUAUUCAUGACAGGGCUUUUCAAGGCAUUACUCAAAAGCUGUUCUUAAGAGACAACCAGGUGGUGAAUGGCUCAUGUGCAAUGUAACUGGAGAAAUGCUUGUAAGGGAUGCUUCACUGUUCUCCUGUUGGUGACCUGAAAAGUAAGGGAUAUUCCAAUCAGAGAGAUUGUUCCAGAAAAAUAUAUAGGUGUAGAAAAUCCUUCUGAAAUCUUGCUAUUUCAAAUUACUGUGUUCUGGAUUGGUGGUGGUAGAGAAAGACAGAAGGAAAACUAAAAACCACAUGGAAAACUUUGCCAGGUUCUACAUGUCCACAUGUCCAACCAGCUAGGGAAAAAAACAUGGAAAACCUAUUGUCACUAUGUGUUAAGUCUAAAUGUCUUAUAAAGAGAGACUGUUUGAGAGAUACAAACCAGUGUUCGUUUACUAAAUAAUUUUUAACUUA
Messenger RNA from Oenanthe melanoleuca, 9480 nucleotides. It is a transcript of the gene CHCHD7, whose product is annotated as coiled-coil-helix-coiled-coil-helix domain containing 7. The coding region runs from base 295 to 549 and encodes 84 amino acids. The transcript is spliced from 4 exons. Lineage: Eukaryota; Metazoa; Chordata; Aves; Passeriformes; Muscicapidae. The record is from RefSeq and is a predicted model, not a curated record.